AUGCGGCAGCGCGCGUGGUUCUACGCGGGAAUUGCGGAGGAGACGUGCGACUUGAGCGCGCUCCGCGCUGCUCAGGCGGCUUCAUCGCAGGUGGCGGGAGGUGUGACCGCUGCUGACGUGGACAGCAACGGAGGUGGCAUACUCGUGCUGCGUGACGUGUACAUCAACGCGCAGGGCCUGGUUUUCAACAAAAGCCACGUGUUCGUCGUUGAUAGGUGCGGGUCCGGCCAAUGGAAGCAGCAGCAGCAGCAGCAGCCGCAGCAGGUGAAAGUUCCCUCCUACUCACCUGGAACCAGAGUCACUGUUCACCCCCACCUGAUAAAUCUCCUGCCGUACGAAGGACACGAAGAAGAGGAGAAAGAAGAGGAGCAACAAAUAAAAGGGAGUAACUCCAGCCAAAACGGCGGCAAUCCCGAGGGGAGGGAGUGGGUGGCACAAGCAAAGCUGCACAACAGCAAGGAGCGGCUGGUAGCGCGGCUGCUGCCCGUGCUCUUCCUCCUCUCCUCCUCCCUCAUGCCCGCCGCGCGCCGCUUCCCCCUCCUGCUCGCCGACCGCCACGUGCUGUUCCACCUGGGCCUGGGGGUCUUCGGUACGGACCUCUCGUCCCUCGCCAUUUCGCCCGAGUCUCCUUUGUUGGGGGACAGCCGCGAUCACCUCUUCUUCGCGAAACAGCUCUACGUGUCCCGCGUUGUUGUGUACGACGAGCAUGUGCCUCUCACAGAGGCCCGCGCGCUCUUCUCCCGCGCCCUGCUGCUUGUGGGCCCCACCUCGCCUGCGCUCUCGAAUCUUAUCUUCCUGCCGUUCAAUGCAACAGUGAUUGAGAUUCUCCCUUACUCCGCCCCACAGACCACCACAGCAACUUAUCCUUUCCUACCAACCACCAACAUCUCCUCCUCUUCCUCCUCUUCAUCAGCAUCUGUGCCCUUUGGUAUUCAAGCGUCGGUCGUCAGCCAACAGGACUCCGCCACGUGGCACUACCGCCUGGCGGAGCGGGCGGGCGUGCGGCACUUUUUGUCUGCUUGCGACCCGGGCCGGAUCAAGCGCGAGCUCGGGGAGCAGUGCCACGUCAGCGAGGUGUACAGCAUCGUCAUGACAGCUGUCAAAGGGGGGGUGGCGUUUGCAGAAGCGGACGAAAUAGCGAGGCAGGGAGGGCCAGACGCGGAGAAGCGGUGGCGGGUGAGGGAGGAGUUGAAGUAUGAGUGGGUGGUGCCGAGAGGUCGAUGCCCUGCUGUUGCUGCUGGGGCGUUCGGGUCACUGUUUGGGCCGGACAGUGAGAGAGAGGCAGGAGGGGGAGCGGGGGACAGUGGUACAGAUUAUGAUGACACUGCUGCUGGUGAAUCUGCUGUUGACUCUGCUGCUGCUGCUGCUGCUGCUGCUGGUGCCGGUGCUGGGGAUGCGGGUGAGGGGUUGUUUUCACGCUUUGAUGGGCGAUCACUCUGUCAGCUGGCCCGCUUGCGAGACGACGGCCUUCGGAUCGCUUUCCUAGGAGACUCCCUCUCCAAGGAGGCGCACACCUCUUUCCUAAACAACAUACUCAAGCACGUGCCGAAACCGGCGCUUAAAGCCGUCACAUUUCGGAAAUGCAUGCCCUGGCUCGGGACUCACACCGGGUACUGUCAUGAGCGAUUCACCGGCCUCGGAUGCUCCGGGCUGGAGCUACACUUUGUAUUCAAUAAAAGGCUCAUGCCGGUGGAUUCGGAGAAGGACGAGCGGCUGUGGUGGAAAAACAUGCCGUGGCUUGACGACCCGGGGAUUGCAAAUUCUCACGUGCUGGUGAUUAACAGGGGAGCUCAUGCUGCGACCGAUGAGCGACUGGUAACCGCGGUGCGACGCACGUUACAGUUUGUCCGGCAGAAUCACCCGGAGAAGUUGGUGGUGUUCCGGUCAACUGCCCCGGGGCAUAUGGGCUGCACGAAUGCAACAGGACCCAUCAAGCAGCGGCAGGACCCGAAAACGCUCCCGUUUGGGUGGGGGCAAUUCAAGCGGCAGAAUGAGCUGCUGAGAGGGGUGGUAGAGGAGAUGGGAGCUGUGUUUAUGGAUAUAGAGCCUAUGACUGCACUCAGGCCGGAUGGGCACAGGGGAAGGAUCACAGAGCAGAAGACUGACUGCUUGCAUUACUGCUCGCCAGGCCCUGAGGAUGCCUGGAGCGAGUUCCUGUAUAACAUUAUUCAGAGAAUAGUGCCUGAGUACUAG
Molecule: messenger RNA, 2193 nt
Organism: Closterium sp. Yama58-4
Lineage: Eukaryota; Viridiplantae; Streptophyta; Zygnematophyceae; Desmidiales; Closteriaceae
Source: the annotation of a GenBank genome assembly